This is a messenger RNA of Closterium sp. NIES-67, 2620 nucleotides long. NCBI's taxonomy places the organism in Eukaryota, Viridiplantae, Streptophyta, Zygnematophyceae, Desmidiales, Closteriaceae. The record is from the annotation of a GenBank genome assembly.
UCGUCCCAUCACAAGGCAGGCACCAACCUCCUUGUGAAUCGGACAACCUUGUUCGCUACCUUGCGUGCAGCACACGAACGAGGUCGUUCCACGUUCCAGACGACUUCCGUCGAAACUAGGGAGGUCGUUCUAACUUCACGGGGCUUGUUGUGCCUUCCUGCUAAUCCCACUCAGCAGGGAUGGCUGUCUCUGUCGCUUCUGUUCGAGCCGCCUUUCUGCUCGACAGGUCGCCGUCAGACAGACCAGGGAGCAGCCCAGCUGUUGGCUCGUCCACAUCCGUCUUCUUCGUGCGACGGCCUCUCGGCGAUAUCGCUGUCCCUGUCGCCAAGCCAACCGUCACACCCGUCGCAGACGUCGUGUGCUCGUCGUCGUCCUCUCCCGUCCCCCAUUCCUCCUCCAGUCCGUCUUCUCGGGUCUUCCUUCGCCCGUCAUCAACUAUCUCCCUUCACAAUCGCACCGAUGCGUCCCCCCCUCGUCGAGUCGACCCGCAUCUUUCGGCACCCUCCGCCGCGUCUGCCGCCUCCGGCUGCGUCGGCGAGCUCACCGACUCUCGCAUGCCGCAUAACUCCGUCGCACAGCGCAAUGCUGUCGCACAGCGAUUCGCUUCCGCGUCUGGCGCACGCGCGGAGUCGCUAGCGGCGGAGGCGCUGUACCUCGCACAGGCUGCCGUGGUCGUCGCUAAAGAGGCGGCGCAGCUCGCCACUGUAGAGAGGGCCAUGCUGCAGCGGGUGGCUAUAACGAAGGGUUCCUCUAAGGCGACGUCUGAGAGCAGCUGGCGUGAUUGUAUCGAGGUGGGGGAGGAGCUAGGGCAGGAGGAGUUAAGGCGCGUGUGGAUCGCUGCUGGUGCUCCGGUGCCAAUCCUGACCCCGCUGGAAGCUUCGAGGAACUCGCAGCUGGAUAGCACUACGAGGAGCUUUCCUCCUGCGCGCAGCGCUUUGAUCGGCGACCUGAUAACUAUCGACUUGCUUCCCCAGACGGAUGGUUUCUGGUGGGAGGAGGAAAUAGGAAAGGCCAGUAUACGUGGCACCACCGGGUUGGUCCGUUCAGCAUCUGUUGCUUCGGAAACGACGAGCAGCGCAAUGCAGAUCAACGAUUGGUUGUCGACGUCGCCUGGGUCGUCGACGAGACAGGGCGGCGACAGCACCCCAUCGCAGAGCGACGAGCCAGUGUCUGCUCUUAGCGAAGGUGAUCUAAGUGAGCGGGAUGCCAGCGGUGAUGACAGCAGCGACGGUGAUAGUAACGAGGGAGCCGGUCAGUUCAAGCCGCGUAGCGUGCGCACCCUAGUUAAGUCUAGGAGGAAAGGCACGCGGAUGGAGCUGAGGGAGAAGGCGCGAUUAAAGAGGUAUGCCAGCCGGUCGACACUCCCCGGCUCGGCUUUAGACUCGCUCCUUCAACUCACUCCGGCGAAACCCGCGAAACGAACAGCGAAAGCCUCAGCGAAAGGGUUACCAGAGGCUGGCGAAGAGAAAGAGCUUACGUUCGAGGAGUUUCGCCGGGUGUCCGGCGACCCGAUCUAUGCCAUGUUCGAAUCCGCGGGGGGUAACCCGCGCCUCCUCACAGCAGCAGAGGAGAUAGAAUACUCCAAGGGCGUGCAGGAGCUUCUCAAACUCGAGCGCGCGCGGGAUGCGGCAGAAAAGGCGCUGGGGCGCGCGGUGACGAUGGAGGAGUGGGCGGAGGCGGCGGGCGUGGCGGUGGCGGAGCUGCGGCGGCGGGAGGCGCGCGGGCGCGAGUGCAAGAAGGCGAUGAUGGCGAGCAACAUGCGGCUGGUGAUCAGCGUGGCGAAGAAGUACUGCCGGGGGGGGCUGGGCCUGCAGGAACUCAUCACGGAGGGGUGCAUGGGGCUGAUGAAGGGCAUCGAGCGCUUUGACCACAAGCGCGGCUUCAAGUUCUCCACGUACGCGCACUGGUGGAUCCGCCAGGCCAUCACACGCUCUGUCGCCGAACAGACUCGCACUGUCCGCUUGCCUGCGCACAUGUACGAGCUGCUGUCUCGCAUCAGCAGAGCGCGGGACCUGCUGUGGGAGCAGCUGGGGCGGCUGCCGUCAGACAGCGAGCUGGCGGUGCUGGUGGGGCUCACGCCUGCCAAGCUGCGUGCUGCCGUGCGCAACGUGCGCGCGCCGUGCUCCAUGGACCGGCCCAUCUCCUCCGACGGGGAAGACACACUCGGGACAUUUGUGGAGGACCUGACACUGGAGUGCCCGGAGGAGCGCAUGAUGCAGCAGCUGCUGAAGCGUGACCUGCAGCAGGUGAUGGGCACACUCACGCCGCGCGAGAGGGAGGUGAUGUGGCACCGCUACGGGCUGGAGGACGGGCGCGCCAGGACGCUUGAAGAGCUGGGAGUGAUGUUCCGGGUCACACGGGAGAGAAUCAGGCAGAUCGAGGCAAAGGCGCUGCUGAAGCUGAGACAGCCUGAGAGAGGAGGGGGGUUGAGGGGUUAUGUGGAUGGGCUGGCUGUAUAGAGGUCUUUCAUUCGAACUAGGCUUCUCUUUCUUUUGUAUUCGUGAAUUAGGUUGUGCGUUGGAGUGAAAAACAAGCACGCCCGGCAGAUUACGCUUCCUUGUGUGUAUGACAUGUUUCGGAAGGCAAAACCCAUUGUAGAGCUCAUUGCUAACUUGCUUUC